UUGUGGCAAUUCUUUUUCCGAGUGAAGAAAGAAACUAAGGACAAAGCAAUGGUGAACUGCGGAAGCAUGACGUUUAUGCUCCGCCCUAAUCGUAUGUAUCCUCCCCAUGAUUCACACGAGUCCGUCCGGUACUGGAACGCCGGAUGGUUCUACGAGAAGAAUGCUCCUGUUCCGGAUGUCCACGAAGGCCUUCCCCAGUUCGUCAACGAACCUCCGGAAGAACUUGCAAGCUGGAGCUUCGUCCCUCCACUCGCCCUGACUCCAACCUUGGAGAAAGCUGCGCGGAGAAUCUCCUGGCUAGUCCACGACGGACUUACCGGAGCCCAGCUUACACUUAGCUGGUUUUCCCGGAGAAUCCAGCCCCUUCGCUACAACGCGCGGUUGAUGUGCUCUUACACCGGGGCGGAUGAUCUUCUCCGGGUUACCCGCCAUGAUCUUCCGGCUGACUCUCUGAAAAGAAGACUCAAGACGCUGGUGAAGAUUCCGAGGGGCCAACAGGUCCCGGAACUGUUCAAGGAUAUCUACACGAACGAUCAGUGUCCUCCGCUCAAUACUUUGGCGGAGGACAACUUCCGCACCAUCAUUCGCGUCCCCGUUACCAGCGACACGGCGGAGGAGGCUCCGGAAGACGACGAGGAGGAAGAGGACCAGGCACCCCGCAAGGCGGCUCCUCGACCUACAAAGCGUCCCCGCGCCAAGGCUCCCGGCUCGAAGCCGGAGCUAGCGGGGCAGUUUGGAAAGUGCCUCUAA
Molecule: messenger RNA, 750 nt
Organism: Lolium perenne
Lineage: Eukaryota; Viridiplantae; Streptophyta; Magnoliopsida; Poales; Poaceae
Source: RefSeq, a predicted model, not a curated record